Mesoplodon densirostris (Blainville's beaked whale) is the source of this 1152-nucleotide messenger RNA. RefSeq names its product CD1e molecule (gene CD1E). Gene Ontology annotation, cellular component: external side of plasma membrane. Gene Ontology annotation, molecular function: endogenous lipid antigen binding; exogenous lipid antigen binding; lipopeptide binding. The record is from RefSeq and is a predicted model, not a curated record. Lineage: Eukaryota; Metazoa; Chordata; Mammalia; Artiodactyla; Ziphiidae. The transcript is spliced from 5 exons. Gene Ontology annotation, biological process: positive regulation of T cell mediated cytotoxicity; immune response; antigen processing and presentation, endogenous lipid antigen via MHC class Ib.
AUGAGCCAGGACUGGGUGGGUCAGGAGGUUGCAGGCAAGAGCAAGAAGAAAAUUUGGACUGGACAGUGUGAGAAAUGGAGGAGAAAUGAGAGACUGUGUGGGAGGCCUGUGACUGCCGGAGGCUGUAAGGUUUCUCCGGCAGGGAAGUGGGCAGAGGGAGAGGUUUGUGUGUUGGUGUGCCAAAGGAAGUCAGGUGAGAGGGCAAGAGGGUUGAGAGGGGACCUGUGUCUGAUUCCGAGGGCAGCUUGCUUGCGGAGGCAUCCUUCACCUAACAGAGCUUCAAUGUUUCUGCUGCUGCCUCUGCUCUUCAAGGGACUUCUCUGCCAUGGGGCAAGCACAGUGGCUCCACAGGUCUUAGGACCCCGUCAUUCGUCCGCAGAAGAGCCCCUCUCCUUCCAUGUGCUCCAGAUCUCCUCCUUUGCCAAUCGCAGCUGGACACACACCCAGGGCUCAGGCUGGCUGGGUGAGGUGCAGACUCAUGGCUGGGACAUUGUCUUGGGCACCAUCCACUUUCUGAGGCCUUGGUCCCAGUGUAACUUCAGCAAGGAGGAGCUGAAGGACAUCCAGGCGUUCCUGCAGUUGUACAUCCAUAGUUUCCCUUGGGAAGUGCAGGCCUUUGCCAGUCAGUUUCAGUUUCAAUACCCCUUUGAGCUCCAGGUAUCAUUUGGCUGUCCUGGGAAGGCCUAAGAAAGCUUCUUAAAUGGGGCAUAUCAAGGAUCAGAUUUCCUGAGUUUCCAAGAAAAUUCCUGGAAGCCAUCUCCAGGAGCAGGGAGUCGAGCUCAGAAUGUCUGUAAGGUGCUCAACCACUACAAAUUUAUUAAAGAAAUCAUUCAGAGCCUUCUCAGUGACAUCUACCCUCGCUUUCUGGCAGGCCUCCUUGAAGCAGGGAAGUCAGAACUGCAGCAACAAGUGAAGCCAGAGGCUUGGGUGUCCAAAGGCCCCAGUCCUGGGCCUGGUCGUCUGUUGCUGAUGUGCCACGUCUCUGGCUUUCAUCCAAAACCCAUGUGGGUGAUGUGGAUGAGGGGUGAGCAGAAGCAGCCAGGCACUCGGCAAGGUGAUGUCCUGCCCAAUGAUGAUGGGACUUGGUGGAUACUCCUUCCUCCUGAUAUGAAUCUGUUUGAUGGUAAUAAUUUCCCUGGUCAUGUUGGUUAG